Molecule: messenger RNA, 345 nt
Organism: Staurois parvus
Lineage: Eukaryota; Metazoa; Chordata; Amphibia; Anura; Ranidae
Source: the annotation of a GenBank genome assembly
CUGAUAGAUGGCACUGACUGGCAUCACUGCUGGGCACUGACUGGUGGCACUGACUGGCACAACCGCUGGGCACUGACUGGUGGCACUGACUGGCAGCACUGCUGGGCUGCACUGGUGGGUGGCACUGGUGGGCAGCACUGGUGGGUGGGCACAGGUGGGUGGCACUGGUGGGCACAGGUGGGCGGAACUUGCGGGUGGCACUGCUGGGCACCGAUCAUCAGGGCACUGAUCAUCAGUGCCCUGAUGAUCGGUGCCGAUCCCCGCUCUGACAACUGCCGGUUCUCGGCAGUACUUUCCUCACGAUCUGACAGCGUGAGGAAAGUACAGCCGAGAACCGGCACUUGC